Vespa velutina is the source of this 9055-nucleotide messenger RNA. RefSeq names its product probable tubulin polyglutamylase TTLL2. Bases 1166 to 2764 code for a protein of 532 amino acids. Gene Ontology annotation, cellular component: cilium. NCBI's taxonomy places the organism in Eukaryota, Metazoa, Arthropoda, Insecta, Hymenoptera, Vespidae. The record is from RefSeq and is a predicted model, not a curated record. Gene Ontology annotation, biological process: microtubule cytoskeleton organization; protein polyglutamylation. Gene Ontology annotation, molecular function: tubulin binding; tubulin-glutamic acid ligase activity. The transcript has 12 exons.
UACCAUUCACGAUCGUGAGCCGAUAAAACUGAACUUUCUUCCUUCGGUCGUUAAACUCGAGAGAGUAAUUUUCAACGAACCCCAAAAAGAAACUAACUACAUACUUUUAUCGAUUCGACGUUGUACAGGAUCGAACGUUCAACGUCGUUCGACAUGAAAGCAACUUCAAAGCGAAAGGGAAAGGUAAUAUUAAAGCAAGUCCCACUGACCGUCUUUAAUAACGAUGACGUCAAAAUUGCGUUUAAAUAAUUUCCAUACCUUUGACAAACUCAUACCUAAAAUAUUAACAUCAAUAACUCGAGGAACCUUCGAAGUAUAGAAACGUAGAAAAGUUCAAAGUCGAAAAGCUGUGAUCGGAUUGCGUGUACCUAAUGAGCUUUCUCGUAAAUUAAUACUUUUCGAAAUUCCUAACUAAGAAAGGCGAGCGAGUUUGCGCGAGCUUACGCCUUUCUUUUACGUAAAACGCGAUCUCUCUUACUUCCGGUGUCCUUCGCAAGCUCGCGCGGUAACAGGACGGAUUAACCUGCGCACCUGCGAAGAAACUCAGAGCUAUCGCGAAAGCUCGUAAACGCGCCAGUUAGAAUCUAGAUUUCGUCCAGAAUACAUCUCGACGAGCUUUUUCUAUUUUACACUUAAGUAACCGAUCCUUCGUGAUCUUAGACGAAAAAAGAAAAUAGAAAAAAUGAAGAGAUCGAUCAUUUUAAUGAUAAAAAGGACGAUCGUUUCGGCUACAGCGUGAUCGAUCGCAAGAUAAAUAAGUGAGUAGCGAAUCUCUUUACCUUCGCGGGCUUUUCAUUUUGAAUCUGACGCAGGCGCAGCGUAGAAAUGCUCAAAGUAUCUUUCGUUUGACUUUUUAAUAUAUGUAACACGGAUAUCUUUCUGUGAUUAUUAUUGCUUUUAAUAAAACGUCGAUCGUUCGUGAUAUUAAUUUACAAAAAAAUCUCAGAUCAUUUUUAUUCUUUGCGUAUAGCGUGAAGCUAACGACCAUCUAUUUUUGGCACAUACUUUCUCAUUGAUUUUUCACGAUAAGAACUUACGUAUACGUCACAUCGAAAUGUUACAAGGUGUGAACUCUAAUUCCCUCUUAAAUACGCCAAUUAUUUCAGAGUUUCUUGCACGUCAUAACGUCCUCUUUUCAAUCCUAUGAGAUAUAUCAUGCUCCGGCAUGGCAGUAAAAUGCUUGGAAGGACCUUUCGUAUUCAGACUCAACGAGAACGGAGCAGGACCUCUUCUACUCGUACAGGUUUGCACGGAACGAGGAUGGAGGGAAUACGCGGGAGAAAAUAAUGUAUUCAAAGAUCGAUGGAAUUUAUGGUGGCGAUCCGGUGGUUUUCCUUUUACCCAAUUUAAACCAUUAUUUCCUUGGCAGUUCGUUAAUCGAAUACCAAAAGGAAAUUCGAUCUGUAGAAAGGACAAUCUCGUGCGUCAUUUAAAAUGCAUGAAAAAAGGCCACGGCUCGAUUUACGAUUUCAGUCCUGUAGGAUAUAAUUUGCCCUCGGAAUAUACGAAACUCGCGGAAGAUUGUAGUCGUUACGAGAAGGACGAUAGAGUUUGGAUUUGCAAACCGGUCAGCCAAAGCCAAGGAAGAGGAAUAUUUCUUUUUCGUAAAUUAAGCGAUCUCUCAUACAACAAUUCGGCCGUUGUACAAAGAUACAUAGAAAAUCCUCUUCUCAUCGGUGGCUACAAGUUUGACUUACGUCUUUACGUUUGCGUACCUUCUUAUCGUCCCUUGACGAUAUAUCUUUACAAGGAAGGUAUAGCUCGGUUUGCCACGGAGAAAUUUUCCUUGGAACGUUUAGACGAUCCCUUUCGUCAUUUAACGAACUUCUCCUUGAACAAACUAGGCCCAGGAUAUUCGGAGAAAAAAGAACGCAUUGGUGCUGGUUGCAAAUGGACUUUGAGACAACUCAGACGAUACUUCGAGCAGGCUGGAUACUUCGAUUGGUUUCUUUGGCAAAGAAUAGCCUGUCUCGUGAGUUUAACUAUUAUAAGUCAAGCAGCUGGUAUACCAAGCUCUUCUAAUUGUUUCGAAUUCUUUGGCUUUGACGUGUUAAUCGAUGAAAAUUUAAAACCAUGGUUAUUGGAGGUAAAUCUUAGUCCAGCUUUAAGCAAUGAAUGUGAGAUCGAUUCGGAAGUGAAAAAACCAUUAUUACAUGAUUUGUUCGAUUUGUUGGGCCUUCCAGUCUGUAAUACUGGACUAUCGUUGUUUAAAAUCUGGUCUUACGAUCGUGUAGUAAACGAAGAGAAUUCGUCUUCCAAACUUUGUGCGAAUCGUUCUACGAAGAAAAAAUCCAAAUUUAAUAGAAACGAUGGCACCAUCAUGAAUCUAUAUUCUGAAACACGUUCUGCCUAUAGGAAAUCGCCCUCAGAAAUGUGUCCGACUUCCUGGUCUCGUUAUAACCCUUUAUUGAUGGACAAAUGCAUUCGACAUGACUUCAAAGGCAAUAACAUCAGCAAUCAUUCAUCAGCUUCGGUAUGGGAUAACGGUAGAGAUUGGAACGUUCCUUGCGUUCGAGAAGGAGGAUGGGUUCGCAUUUGUCCAUUAACAAGAUUGAAACAUUCCAAAAAUGCUGAAUUUUCACAAACAGAUGCACCGCGUUCCAUUGAAAGAGAAAUCAAAGACACGAUUCUUUGUAUAAACAAGUACUUAAAAGCUGCCAAAGAUAUCCAUCGAGGAAACGAAAAACAAAGAGACGACCAAUAUAAUGCUCUUCUGCAAGCUUCGCUUAAUUUAAAUGCAGAAGUCUGGCUGCCAGAAAAGUAGAACAUAGAUAUUUGUCUUUAUAUUUGGUAAGAAAUAUAUAUUUUAUGUUGCAAAUGGACAACACAUUCGUUCAAAGUUAAAUGCAGUUAACUGCUUUUGCCGAUCGAAAUCUUCUCUUGCAUAUGUGUUCAUUAAACUUACGAAAUAUUAAGUAUACUUCAAUUUUGAAACUUCUAAUGUGUCUUUUAAAUUAAAAUCUUGAUCGAUCUUAUAAUCCUGUCAAUUAUAUCUUAACUAUUUUUACAUAGAUAUAUGUAUGCAGUCGUAUUGCGCAAUGGUGGAACACCAUAUUAAAUAAAUGUUCUACGUUUCACCAAAAAACUUUUAGUUUAUUUGGAUAUUUUUUAAAAAUGUACAUUAAUUCACUCCCUUUGCUGCUAACCUCUUGUCACGUUCUUCCGCGAUGGAAAGCUUGACACCCUUGUCUCUUGGUAAACUUAUAUAUGCCUUUAGACCUUUUCCAAUAAUGAAUACGUUAUUCAACCUAUGUAAAUCAUUCGUACUUAGAAAUUGUUCGUAUGAAAUAAGUAAAUGAUGAUAAAUUUAUACCCUUCGUUGGUAAUAUAAAAGAAAUUAAUUUUAUAAAACAUUAAUUUACAUUUGACAUACCUAGUGGCAAAAGUAUGUCCUUGAGAGUCCUUAAUAUGACAAAUAUCAAACGAACCAGGAUGACGUUCACGACUAACGACUGUUCCGACACGACCUAAAUUCCUUCCGCCGGUGAUCAUGCAUAAAUUUCCUACAAGUAAAAAAAUAUUUUUUCAAGAAUAUACUUUUCAAUAUUCAACAAAAAUUCUUCUUGUAACUUUAAUCUCAUAUUAAUAUAUUAAUGAUAAAUAUUUACCUGAAUCGAAACGAAUGGAGUCUAAUAUUUUUCCACUGGCAAUAUCCAAUUGAAUAGUAUCAUUAACCUUUAUUAAAGGAUCCGGAUAACGCAUUGUCCUUCCAUCGUGUGUAACUAGGAAUGGUAUUCCUUUUGGACCAGUUUGAACUCUCUUGACUUUACACAACUUGUACUAUAAAGAAAAACAACGUAUAACAUGAGAAUCAUUUUAAUUGAUAAAAAAGAAAUUUUAAAAUACCUUAGCUUCUUCUGCUGUAAUACGGUGAAUAGUGAAACGUCCUUUCACAUCAUAAAUUAAACGGAAGAAUUCACCGGUCUUUUCAAUGGUGAUAACAUCUAUAAUAAAUAACACGGUUAAUCAUUAAUUAAUUAAUAUUGUUGGUUUAUUAGAUGAAAAUUAAUUGAUACGUUUCUGUUAUAACUUCUGCAUUUAAUUAUAAAUAUAAAAUUUGUACUCCUUCUGGGUAAUACAGCAAGAAUAUUUAAUCUAAUUCAACCUGUGACCAAAAGUAAGGAGCUCAUAGAUUAUUUUUGGCCAAUUUUGACUGCAGCACUUCGUUAUAAAAAGUAUUGCAGCUUCGAUAAGGCCAUAAAAAAAAAAAAAGUAUAUGGUGUUUUACUUACCCAUAAAACCAGCAGGAUAAUUGGGAUCAGUGCGUACUUUGCCGUCAACUUUGAUAAGUCGUUGCAUUACAAUCUUUGUAACUUCGCAAUUAGUUAGAGCAUAUUUCAAUCUGUUACGUAAAAAUAUGACCAAGGGAAGCGAUUCCCUGAGUUUAUGUGGUCCAGUAGACGGACGAGGUGCAUAGACACCUCCCAAUUUGUCCAACAUCCAUGCUUUGGGAGCAUUGAGACGCUUCAAAUGUUUCUUAGGACCGCGAGCCUAAGAAAAAACACUUGGUUAUUAUUUAAUAACAAACAAAAAUAAACGUGUAAACGUUAGAGGUAUACAUAAAAAAUAAAUGUAAACCAUAAAUAAAAAGCAGAUCAGUAAUGAUAAACGAAAUUGUUAGGUUAUGUCCCGAUCUAAGCAUGUACUUUAUAUAAUAAUAAACACUGUUUAUAAACAUUAUUUUUAAAUGUAUAAUACCAAUCGUAUAUAUUUGUAAUCAAAGAUAAAUCAAAUAUAAAACUUAACAUAAUUGAAAAAUAAUAUUUUCAAUAAGCAGCACGUCUUAAAGUCACUUAUUUUUCAAAUUCUUUCAACACAAUUUAAUAUUACAUAUAUAUGCCAUUGAAAACUUUAAUUAAUACACGAUAUUUUCCACGUGAAAAUCUAUAGAUAUUUCACAGCAUACAUUCGAUGUGAACGGAUUUUGAAUUGACAACGUAAGGCAAACUUACCAUCUUGGUUUUCUAGACGAUAAAGGCAGAAGCAUGUAGUGUCUCUGAUUGUAUAAAGAAAUUGCAGGCGACGCUACUGCAGUUAAAAUGGCGCUCCAAUUUUUGCUGCAUAAUAUAUUUCCCCAAGACGUGUUUCCAAAGGAUAUUGACCAGAGGGAAAUCCUGCAGCUACUACUCAAAAAUUGAAUUAUUAAGUUAAUGCUCUCUAAAUACAAAAAUAUAAUAAAACAAAUUUACCAGAAGCUACAGAAAUGUUAUGCUUUACGUCGCUAUUCUGUAACACUUUUAUAGCAUCUUGUAUUCUUAAUGGAUAAACACAUACGGCUGCUGUAUGCAAUGGUUCAUCCCAAUUAAACUUCAGGUCAUCAAUAGGAUUUAAAGCCUAUGAAAAUCAAAAAUAAAUAAAAAAAACUAUCAUUGUUAUAUUUUCAUAACAUCAUAUAUUACAACUUACUUUUUUGCACAAUUUUUCAAUUGUAACAGCUGUAUCAUUGCCUCCCAAGGAAGUUAAAUCAACAAAAGUAACUGCUCUAAGUAAUGUAACAAUUUUAUCAGUUCCAUUUAUACAAUUUGCUUCAUGUUUUAUUUGUCUUACUUUUUCAUUUAUUUCUAAUUCGUCAAUAAAAACAUCUAAUAAAUCUACAUAGCAAAGAGAGAUAAUAAUAUAUUAAAUAAUAUAUUUCAAUUCCGAAAUGUUGUAAUUUUUAAUGAUAAACAAAAUAUCCAAUGUAUUUAAUUAUUUACCAGUGGAAAAUGCGUUAUUAAUUUUAUUUUCAGCAUCCCUUACUAUUUCCUCCUUCGAAUUUUCAGACAUUUUGAUAGUUACUUAAACUGAGACGUUUGUGUAAUUUCUGAAAUACUCUUUUAAUUUUAUCUGCUUUUAUUAUCAUAUAUUCUAAAUAAAAUACUGUUUCGAUGAUAUUUUAUACAUUUAUAAACACGUGAAAUAUUUUUGGAUCAUAUCAUCAGUAUUAUACAUAUAUAUAUACAUGUAUUUAUAUAUUAUCUACUGUUACUGAUGUUUAUACAAGCGGAUUUAAAAAGAAAAUAAUGAAUUAAUUUCAUAAUUCAUUAGAAAUAUAGAAUGUAUCGAAUGUUUUCGAUGAGGAUAGUACAUAUGAACGAAGUAAAAUAAACUAUAUCGAUUGGCAACAACGUACGAUCAUUUCCAUUCAUAUUAUAACUAUAUGGGUAUUCAUUAGUUUCUUUAAUAUUAAUACUUACAACACAUAUUGUAAUUGGACGAUACAAAGAGAACUGAUCAUUCAAAAAUUAACAUAACAAGAUAUAUAUUAAAAUUUUAUUCGCAUAAAUUUUUCUCGCCAAUUCGUUCGUUAUUAUCUUCAAUAUCCACAUCAAAUCAAGAUACAAUAUAACUUAGUAAUUUAAAAAUGUUAUAUAUAUAUAUAUACAUAUAUACAUAUGUACAAAUUAUUUAUCUUGUUUUACAAUUUAUAAAAUAUAUUUUUUUUAUAUUUAUGAUUUACUUAUUACCGCGUUUCAAGGAACCAAUAAGCAUUGUCUGUCUUGCGUAGUAAUACAUUACCAAUAAAGGAACUACUUUCAUUUCGACAAUCACUGACAAGGUCAUGAGAGAAGGCGGGUGGUUUGUCAAAAUAAGGUCAUUACGAUCAUCGACCCAGCCCUCGACCUAUAGUCAAUACCAGAAUCUAAUGUUUCAACGAAACAGCGGUCUUUUAAGAUUUUUAUAAAAGGUAUAAAAUUUCCUCUUUGUAAUCCAUUCUUGUACAAAUCAUCGGGCGAUCUAUUGCUCGUUGCAAUAACAAUCACACCGUUAUUGAACAAUUCAGUAAAUAAUCGUUUCAAUAUCAUUGCAUCUGCAAUAUCUGUCACCUGAAAUAUAUAGUAUGGCAUAAUAUAAAAAGCAAAGAUACGUUUUUAUUUAAAGAAAAAUAUUGUCAAAUUGAAACCUGAAAUUCAUCGAAACAUAAUAACCAAGCUUCUUCUGUAAUAGCAGCAGCUACCGGUGGUAUUGGAUCAAACGGUUGAAGUUUAGUACUAUUAGUAUUUCUCACUAUAGUUUUCUUAACCUCGUGAACUUUCUUGUGCACAUCAAGCAUGAAGGAAUGAAAAUGUACACGUUUCUUACUUUGAAUCUAAAGCAACAUAGUCAACGGUAGUAACAAUCAUAUUUGACAUUAAAACAAAGCUUAAUUUUAUUCUGUAUUGCAUAUGGAAAGCCAUUAUACCUUUACAUCGCUUCUAUGAUUGUCUUUAUAAUAUAUUCCAUUGACUGUACAAGCUAUAUUUCCUGUGCAGCAUGUCCUUUAUACUAUAGAAUUACACUGAAAAAAUAUCACACCUUGUCAUAGAACUCUUUAACAUAUUUUGGCUCCCCAUGUGCAUUACUUACUUAAAAUCUAACUUGAGAUACCUGACAACAAUUAUAAAAAAGAUCCAUUAACAUUGUUUUACCACCACCAACAGCACCAUAAAGAUACAACCCUUUUGGUGGAUCCUUUUUUUUCCAUCCAAACCAUUUUCCUAAUACAUUAAAUUGAUCUGGUUUAUAUUCAUGAACUUCUUCAUAUAUUUUCUGCAAACUUUUUACUACUUUUAAUUGACAUUCAUCAUUCAUUAAUUCUUUUUUAUAUAUUUUUUCUUUCAAAGCUCCAAUAGGACCAUUAGUAACGUUUAACUUUACAUCAUGAACAUAUCCACAAUACUGAAAGGAAAAAACAGGUUGUGAUCGUAGCAGUAAUUGUGAAAUGUAACUUAAACCAGAAUACUUUUUCACAAGAAGGCUAAUCAUUGUGGUCGUAAUUAUUCUGAAAGAAAAAAAUAGAUUAUAAAUUUCUGUAGGUAAAAGGAAACUUCUUCCAAGUAUUCUAUUCACUGUUUUUAUUGUCUUUUUGAAAUAAAAUAUAAUCAAUAUGGUUGUGCCUUAGUCAGCAUCAAAGAGAUAUGUCUCAUCAGGAAUUUGAAUUGCACAUGCUCAGUAAAAUAAUGAGUAAUGAAUGGAAUAUUACAUACAUUAGUAAGGAAAUAAAAAAAAGAAUUUUCCUUCUCCAAUUUAUUCAGUUCAAUGUACACAGAGAGAUACACGUAAUUAUAUGCUCGAAUGGAUAGAAAAUUUAUAUAACGUAUUUGUUCAUAUCGUUGCGCUUCAUAAAAGAAGUUGCUAACUGAACGCGAUCAAUAUGGAAACAUAAUACAGCUCGGACGUUACGCUUAUGGAAAGAUACAAAAAGAUCAUACCGAAAUUAAAAUUUUUUGAAUAAAAAUCUUGUACAAGGUAUAAGAAGAGGAAAAAAAUCUGUCUCUUGUCUAUACGCAGGUUUGAAAGUCAGGUGUACCUUCCUUAUACUCGUGCAAUUUCACUUCAACAGAACAACCUAUUGUCCAAGAAGGAUUGCUGAUUGGUUGUUGAUGACAUAUAAGAUGGGUCAAUGAUGUUUUACCAACACCUGUAUACAAAAUAAAUUUGUUAAAACAUAUUGUAGCAUUUAUAAAAUCACAAUAAGCAAUAGGAAAAUUGAUCUAUUUUAUUUUAUUAGAAAAGAUAUAUUAAUAAUAUUGUACUUUACAUAAGAAAAUGUAUUCUUUAAAAGUAUCUUUGCAUUUUUUACGAUUAUCAUAUUUUUUUAUUUUUACUAAAGAGAAUUUAUAAAAAUAAAAUUUUUAUAGAUUGUUCGAUUUACUUACCAGAAUCACCAACCACAAUAAUUUUAACUUUAUCUAUCGCUGCCAUUAAUAAUUUAUAAUAAUAAUAUUUAUUUUAGGUUAUUUAGUAAUUAAUACGUCACUAAUUUAACUUGACAGAUGGCAUUGAUGAUGCUAAGUACAUAUAACCUAAGAGCUAUAACGAUACAAACAAGCCUCACGCCAAGUGACGAGUAACAGUAGUUUGUUUUUGUAUGAUUAUAAUUAUGAUUCGUAACAUUUUUUUAUUACAUUUAUUCUCGUUUGUAGUAGAAAAUAAAUCAUUUUUUAUUUGAUUACAUUAUAAUAAUAGGUGUAUUAUACAAAAUAAUUAUUGAAUACAUAAAGAUUUUUUAGGUUAGUUUACUUGCAAUAUCAAAUAUUAAUUUGAUUUAGAAUGUAAUUUGAAAACGUUGAAUAAAAUUAAAUUACAUGUUCAA